GGCUGCCGGCUGCCCUCCCUGCCCUGCCUCUGGAGCUUACCGUCCUCUACAACUCCCUGCUUUUUACUAUGGUAGCAAGUAAUGCUGCCACAGAAGGAGAAGCGGAAGAAAUACGCCAGGGCCUCCUCAGGGUUCUGGAGGCUUGUGGGGCCUGCGGGCAGGACCUUAGCACCGAGGAGCUGUGGCAGAAGGUGCUGUGGGAGGUAACUGCGGAGAAGCUGCAGGCACCUUUGCACCGUCUGGGCGCCCUGCAAGCAGCGUGGUGGCUGGCAUUCUGCCGCCUGGGAAGCACGGCUGGCCUCCUCCGUCUCCUCAGCCGCACUGAGGACCGGGGAAAGGCUCACCACAGCGAGGGGGAGAACGAACUCCUCUCCCUGCUCAAGGCAUGGCAAGUACCUGCUGAGGAGGCUUCCCUGCCCCUUGUACAGAGCACUGAGGACUUGAAAGAAAUCCUCUUCACCGCAGCAGCCUUCCUGCAAGGGCUGCAGGAGCUGGAGGCUGGGAACUUCCCCACCACCCUCUCCCUCCUUCAGGAGGCUGCCAGAGGAUUCUGCUCCAAGAGGGUCCUGGCCCAGAUCUACACCUGCCUCGGCUGCUGCGCUCAGCAAAUGGGCAAGCCUCAGACAGCACUUCAACACCUGAAAUGGGCCCUCCAGGUAGACUUCCAGUGCCUCCCUGCCCUGUUCCAUGCGGCAGCAGUGUACCACGAGCUGGGGCAGACCGACGUGGAGCUGCAGGCCCUGGCUCUGCUCUACAAGGCCCUGGAAAAAACCACUCCAACAGCUGCUUCCUCUAGUCCAUAUUUCCUAAUCCGAGCAGAGCUUCUUGUCCGCACGCCAACACUAGCUUCUCUCCUUCGCCAUCGCCACCCCUCUGAAGUGAAGUACCUGCUGGCACGGCGGUGUCUCCAGAAUGGGAGGGUGGCUGAUGCAGUGGAACAUUACCUGGAUUUUCUGACUCUGCUUCAGGAGGGGCUGCAGCAGCAGGUGCCCCUAGAUGGUAGCUCAGCUCUGCCCAGGAUCCCCGAGGUGUUCCUAGAAGCAGCGUCCGCCUUGGAGCAGGCUGGGAGGCACCAGGAUGCCAUAACCAUGUGUGAGGAGGUCAUCAGCCGGACAACUGACCUGAUCCCACGGCUGUCACGAGCAGAGGAGAUGGAGCAGCCGCAGUGCCCAUCGCCAGGGGCAGGGCUGUCCCAGAAGAAGGAGAGUCUGUGCUGCCUUGCCUGGAGAGCAGCUGGAUACCUGCACCAGGGCUGGGCGUGGGCCAAGCUGGGCACAAGCAAGGAGGCCAUAACGCAAUUCAGCAGGUGCCUCAGCGAUCUCUUACGAGUCCAGCUUUGCGGGUCUAGCGUUGAACCAAGAGAGAAUCUCCUGCCAGAAGUGGAAGUGCUCCAGAAGAUCAGAUUGCUCGCUCUCAUCGGACGAGGUACACAGUUUCUGGAGCUGGGGAGGCACAAGGAAGCCUUGUUGGAUUUCCAGCAUGGUUUUCAGAUCUCACCAGGUGAUCCAGCUGUUUCCUCCUACCUGGUGCAGGCCUUGUGGAAACUGAACCGAAAGCAGGAGGCGGCUGCUCACUGGCAGAAGUUCUCCCAGAGCCCCCCCGGGGAGGAUGGGGAGCAGGAAGAGCAGGGAAGGCCCAUCCCUUUGUACCUGGUUUCGUGCCUGCAGCAGGCCGUGUUCCCACACCGUGAGUCUCUUGCCAGAAGCAUUCGGGAUUACCUCGGGACGGCAAACCAGGACUCCCUGAGUUAA
Molecule: messenger RNA, 1751 nt
Organism: Leptosomus discolor (cuckoo roller)
Lineage: Eukaryota; Metazoa; Chordata; Aves; Leptosomiformes; Leptosomidae
Source: RefSeq, a predicted model, not a curated record